This is a messenger RNA of Hemicordylus capensis (graceful crag lizard), 6764 nucleotides long. It is a transcript of the gene LONRF2, whose product is annotated as LON peptidase N-terminal domain and ring finger 2. The transcript is spliced from 12 exons. Lineage: Eukaryota; Metazoa; Chordata; Lepidosauria; Squamata; Cordylidae. Gene Ontology annotation, molecular function: protein binding. The record is from RefSeq and is a predicted model, not a curated record. Bases 673 to 3027 code for a protein of 784 amino acids.
CUUUGCGGAGAGCCAUGCUGGGCGAAGCGAGGAGGGAAGCACAGCCCCAGAGAGAUGGAAGGCGCCUGUCCCUUGCCACCUUCCCUCUUUCAUUCCAUCUCUCUCUCUAGUCUGAAUCCACGUAACAACAGGCUGGCUGCCUACAAGGAAACGUCUAAGCCGCCGGCCCGCCUCUCUCCGGCCACACACGUGCGCUGCGGGCGGAGCAGCUGGCUGAGGGCAUGUGCGCGCCGCUCACCAGGCCGGAGACAGGGAGGGCGCUCCGCUGGGCGGUGCUGCCCUCAGUCGGAGAAAAUGAGUUAUACAACCGCCUGCCGUUGCAUAAGCGCCUGAGCCGAGAAUAGUCUCUCAGCAGCCUGCUUGUUCGUUCCAUGAGGGGAGCGAGCGAGCGCCGCCUUGUUCUCCUCCCCCUGACCCCGACGCUGUCUCCUUCGGGGACGCCUCAGAAUACAGCUGGCCGCGUCUCCAAGGCGCGCUCUCUGCCUGCAAAGCCGCCCCCUCUCAGGACGGGGUCCGAGCCCUGGCGACGACCAGACUGAACAUGGUGGCGGGGGCGAAGUAAAGCUGCUCGGGCGACUCCCCUUGCCUCUGGGAAAGCUCCGUUUGCGAUGGAGAAAUAGCAGUAGCAGCAGCGCACGCCGCCACCACACCCACCUCGUCUCCCCAGCGAAAAUGGAGCUGGGGACCGCCACCGGGCAGCAGCGCGCCCACCAGUCGGCCCCGUCGGGCAGCGGGCCCUGCCAGGAGAUGUUGCAAGUAGCCGAGGAGGCUUUCCGCGGAGGGCAGUUCGCGCUGGCGGCCGAGAUCCUGAGCUCCCAACUGGCCGAGCUGCCGCAGCCCGAGCGAGGCCUUUGCCUUCGCCAAGGGGACGCGCUGGCCCGCGCCGGUUGCAUAGCCGAGGCUUUGGAUUCGUACAGCGCCGCCGCUAGAUUGGCCCGCCUGCGGCCCGAGGAGUUGCGGGAACUGACCGAGAGCUUCGCCUUCACCAUCCGCGACAAAGAACUGCGGCUGCCUCCAUGGCAGGGGCCUGGAGAGGGCGGCGCUGGGGGCUCCCCAGAGGAGGCUGACUCAAUGGCGGACCCCACCUGCUGCCGCCCUCCAGAGCCCCUGGGCUGCCCUUUGUGCCUGCGCCUGCUGCACGAGCCGGUGACCCUACACUGCGGGCACACCCACUGCAAGCGCUGCGCCCAGAGCGGCGGAGGGGAGUGUGCCCGCUGCGCUGCCCGGCGCCCUGGCUCUACCGCAGCCCCUAUCGCGGCGGCUCAACCCCCGGCUUGUCUCCGCGUCAACGUGGUCCUGGGCAAUCUGCUGGAGAAAUGGUUCCCAGCCGAGAGCAGGGCUCGCCGGCUGUGCGUCGAAGCGGACGCGCUGCGGGAGAGGCAAGAGCUGGCGGCUGCUCUGGAGAAGUACAACCAGGCCCUUGAACUCGCUCCCUGUAAAUGUUCAUUAAUAGCACAACGAGCAGAACUCUGUACAGCUAUGAAGAAUUAUCAACAAGCCCUUUAUGAUGCAGAGGCACUUUGCCGAAAUAAACCCCAUUGGCCUAAGGGUCAUUAUGUGAAAGCACAAGCUCUUUCAGGAUUAGGAAGGAUUGAAGAAGCAUUGAAGGAGUUUCUUUAUUGUGUUGCCUUAAAUCCUGAAUGGAGCUCAAUGAAGAUGGAAGCCCAAAAGAUAUUGUGCGAGAUGUUUUUUCCAGCCUUUGAAAAUGUGCACGAUAGUCUAACAAUGCCUUUUUGUAAUCGGACCUCUUACACAAGGUUGAAGCCUGCAUUUCUAAGUAGCAUAAACCCACAGUCUUCUGCAGAAGAUGGGUCAACUGCAGGGAGCUCAAAGGAGACAGUUUUGAGGUUAACAAAAACCCUGUCCCAAGAGACUGAUGUCUUUCGAAGUUCUGAUUCUUCUGUUUCCCAUCAUAUACUGGACUUGCAUUUUGAAGAUAACAAGAAAACACUUGGAACGGUCCUUUCCAGUCUACCUGGUGCUAGCCUAAAAAGAAAGCUUUCUAGUGAUGUGGGGGAUUUACAGAGCUUAGAAGUCCCUAGCAAAAUUCCUAGGAAAGAUGCAGAUGCUACUUGUAUGAACCCCACCUCCCUUCCUUUAAGAGUGAUACCUGCAAACCUCAUGGAUGCAUCUGACUUUGAAUGUUCCCUCUGCAUGAGGUUAUUCUAUGAGCCUGUUGCUACUCCUUGUGGACAUACAUUCUGCCUCAAAUGCCUUGAACGUUGUCUGGACCAUAAUCCGCACUGUCCACUUUGUAAGGAAAAGUUGUCUGAAUUCUUGGCGAGCAGAACUUACAAAAAGGCCGUCCUUACUGAAGAAUUAAUAGUUCAUUACUUGCCAGAAGAAUUGUCUGAAAGGAAGAAAGUUUAUGAAGAAGAGAUGAAGGAGUUAUCAAAUUUGAAUAAAGAUGUUCCCAUCUUUGUAUGCACCAUGGCCUUCCCAACCAUCCCUUGCCCUCUUCAUGUAUUUGAACCUCGCUAUCGGUUAAUGAUAAGACGAUGCAUGGAAACUGGUACCAAACAGUUUGGCAUGUGCUUAGCAGAUGAACUGAAAGGGUUUGCUGAUUAUGGCUGCAUUUUGGAGAUCAGGGAUGUGAAGUUUUUCCCUGAUGGUCGCUCAGUUGUUGAUACAGUUGGUGUUAGGCGCUUCAGAGUCUUGAGCCAUGGUCAACGAGAUGGAUACAAUACUGCGAACAUUGAAUAUCUGGAAGAUAAAAAGGUUGAAGGAGCAGAUUAUGAAGAACUUGUCCGCCUUCAUGAUUCAGUUUAUGAUCAAGCUGUUGCCUGGUUUACUUCUCUUAAAGAAAAUAUGAAAGCGCAAAUUCUCAGCCAUUUUGGGUCAAUGCCAGGGAAAGAAUCUGAACCACAGAGUAAUCCCAGUGGUCCAGCUUGGUACUGGUGGCUGUUGGCAGUUUUGCCACUAGAGAACAGGGCUCAGUUGGCCAUUCUUGCCAUGACUUCACUUAAAGAUCGUCUUAUCGCCAUACGACGUGUAUUAAUAUUUGUGACACGCAAAAGACCCAGAUGACACGGCCUUAUUAGUGACCAGACCCUGAAAACAUUGCUGGUUUGAUAUGCUAAUUAGCAAGGAAAGGAUUUGGAGACUGAAAGAGUCUUCUCGUUAAUGACACCAAUCUGCUUAUCAAAACAUUCACCAUUCUUUGCACUCGCUCCACCCAGUAGUUAACCAUGCACUCUGUGCCUAUUGUCCUGGAGAAAUCUGAGCCUCUUUGAAGUUGUGCCACAAUUGCAAAAUAACUGAUAGUAAUUGUGGGCAACAACUCAGAGUUACUACUCAUAACCUAUUUGUCAUAAUGAAAGAACUGAGUUAGAAGUCCGAAGACGUCACUGAAGCCCCACUGAAAUUUUGACUUGUAUGUAGCAAGGAAAAGAACUUGGAACAGUGGAUCAGAAGCUGAAAAUAUGUAUUAUUAGAAUAUUUCUUAGAGGUAGUCAAUUGAAGGGAAGUUCUCUAAACUAUCCUAGAAGAAGAAUGCACAAUAAACAGCGGGUUUUGGAAUGGAAAGGACAACCUUUUAUCUGCAGCCUGUUGACAAAAUGAUUGAUCUGUGAAGCAAAAUGGGUUUUCCUGGAUGUAGAAUUCCCCUUCCAAGGAUAUAUCCAGAUGAGUAGCUGGUGAACAGCACUGUUCUUAGUAUCACAGGCUGAUAGAAUAAAUUAAUCCCUUGUGUUUGUAACUUGCAUGCUGUAUGUAAUGCGAAGAACGUUUCACGAUAUAUGUAGGAAGGUGUGUUCUCCGUCUUCUCUCCCAUCUCCCUAUCAGAAUAACCUCGGGCAAUCUGAAUUACUAAAUGGGGGGAAAUUAUCUAUGGACCGCCUGGUUCUCAGUGGUUGUGACUUGGAACCCCCAUAUACUUGAGGACCCCAUGGCCUCCCAUGGCAGAUGGAAUUCUGUAUGUGCUUUGGAUGCUUUUCUUUGCCAUUGCAACAUUUGAGCACGUUUGGCUCCAUUGCUGAAUUGUGACCAGUAUGUUUAGCCUAUAUGUACUCUGUUCAUUUCAAGCUGUUCUAUGGUUAGCUCACAAAAAGCUGUUGAGUAAUAGAAUUGCCACUUCAAAAUAUUCUUCCUGUUCAUCCUGUCAGUAAAACCUAGAUAGGUAAGGUUCAGUUUCCACUUGUACCACAACUGCCAUGCCAGCCUAAACUGUUAUACUGGAACAAUGUUUGUUAGCACUUUUAAAAACCAAAACUUUAAUAUCCUCUUUAUGUACCGACCACUGUCUGUGCUUGGAGUCUGUCCUUGGUGACAACAUGAGAGGAGGCACAAAUCGAACCCUGUAAAGGCAAAUCUCAAUGCAAGCUUAAACCAGGUGUUACCUUCAAUUUGUUCGUUAAUUUUGUAAAUAUAUCUGUCUGUUGAUGUCUUAGUAACUGUUGUUAACUUUGAAAAAUGGUCACUCAACCUAUUGGAAAGGAAUUCUAGCAGUAAAUAUGAAAAAAUAAAACAGUCUUGCUAAUGCAAACUGCUGAGAUGGUCAAAUUGUAGAAGUAAUUGUACUAAGGGAGGAAAAAAUAAAGUUAGUUCAAAUAUCAGAAUGUUCUGCAAGCUGAAAGACACUGGGGCUGUUCAGACAUAACACCAAACCAUGAUUUGGCAUAAUGUCCAAACAGCCUCAGUGGCUCAUGUGCAAAUAAUCUGGCAAGGUAAAAAUAGUGGCAAUAUUUUUAAAAGUGCCUCCUUAAAUUAGAAAAAACUUUCUGUUUGGGCAAAGGCAUAGACCCUUGCACAUGAAUUCAGGAAGAAGUAUCUAAAAUACAUUUGUUGACUGCAUUCUUGGGUACUGUAAUCGUCGUCUGAGUGGUAUUGGAUGAUUGGCAAAAGCAUCUAGUUAGUUGUAAGUUGCCAGUUGUGGUUUCCUAGGAACUGAUCACACACCCUGAAUGUACUGUAGUUGCCUCUACCUUGAAUUCGCCUUUUGUAGUUAAUUAAUGAUCUGUGACUGCUCUUGUAACUAUAAACUGCAUAACUUGCAACCAGUGAUUUAAUAAUCUCUACCAUAGCCUUCCUGCAAGUUCUGCUACUGGAGUUUGUAAAUACAUGUACUUCUAGAAAGCUAACUUGUGUUAAAGCCAGCUAGAGGAGGUCUUACGGUAUGUUCCUUCAAUCCAUUCCUUGGGUGCUAUCAUACUUCCCCACCACAACUGUCUUCCAGUUAAUCCACUGGACUUUAAAAGCUUCCAUGGUUAUCUAGUAAGAGUCUUUAAAAUGUACCCUCAUUUUUUGGUGGGGAACUUGGACCAGCUUCUUGAUUUUUUCUUGGCUUUAUUCACACUUUUUUUAACCCUGUCAUCUUUUUUUGCUUUUAAUGUAGCAAAUAAAGUAACAGCGUCAUAGACCCUAAAAAAGAAAUGAGUUUGUUCCACUAAUUUAUUUCCCAUUGCUAGAUUAUAUUCACUGCAGUAUUCCCACUAUUCCCAGCUGGAAUUCCUAUUCCACUAUUCCUACCUGGUCUGUUUGGAUGAAUGACUCUUCUGGCAAUCUUCAGUAUGGGAUCUCUAGUCCUUAAAAUGAAAAGUUAGGUUUUCUAUUCUGUUAACCCAAAGCACUUUUGGGUUUGUCUCCAAAAGUGCUUUGUACAAGCAGAGAGCACUUCCGCUUGUGCACGGUUCCCUCUCCCCAAUACACGUUGAUUCCUCCGCCUUGCACAGCCCCCUAUGCCGCAUCCUACACUGUUUUGAAGAAUGUCCCAGCCCUCUAGCAGAUUUUGGAGGGAUACAGAAGACUGCAGUGGGGAGGAAGGGAUAUAAAGCCCUGUUGCAGAAGCAGAGUUCAGCUCAUGCUACUUUGGAUACAACACACUGUCAAGUGAUCAGAUGCACUAAUUAAAGUGCACGAUGAAAGCCAGGAUUUUAAACCUCUCUUCAUUCUCUCAGACUGAUUGAUCUGGCAGCUGAGAGAACUGGGGGUUAGGGGUGUCUAUAGUCCAAAAAUUCUUUAAGAAAAACUUGAAGACCUAUGUUCUUGAGUGUAGCAGGGAGAAAAAGGCACCCCAGCCUCUACUAUAAAAAUCAAACACAACUUAUUUUCUAUCAGUGGUAAACAGCUGAGGCUUCCAAAUAACAAAUCUUGCAGGUGAAGUUCAAUCUUCUGUGAAUUUUGCAAACCCUACCAAUUUGUUACUGUGACUUUUUGUCUGUUUUAAAAGUCCUUUCUUUUCAAUUGCUGAGAUUGCUUUGUGACUCUGGUGAGCUUCUCCUUUGGCUCAUGCUGCAAUUAAUUUUCAAGAGAAUAAAUGGCAACGGUGUUAAGAAAGCUGUGUGCUUUAGUCAUACAGUGUGUUAUGUAACUGAAGGACUGGUGUCUGGUAGCGCCUUAAUUUUGCAGCUCUGGAAUUUUGCAGCUAUCAACAAAGCGAUACAAACCAGAUCUGGGGCUUAUGACCCCCCCCUCCCUUUUUAGUACAUUUUAUGUAGAUAAAACUUGAAACAAAAACCUUAUCUCUGUUUUGAAGCUAGUUAAAGGGGUGUGUGUGCGUGUGCACACAUGUGCAUGCACACGGGGGUGUAUGUGUACAUAUGUAUAAAUAUAAAUUAUUAAUCUGUGCAUUUUUGUACUCAGAAAAACAAAACAAAAACUGGUAUGUGUUACAUCCAAGUUUGGCAUUUCUUGUUGCAUAAAACAAAGCCAGACCUUUUUUAAAAAAAUAUAUUGCUGCAAUGUUCAUUUCAUGUAUAUUUGGAAUAUUCAUGGGAAAAUGUAUUUAUGUGAUAUUUGGAAUAAAUGAAUUCAGUUUACAAGUGUAA